Zeugodacus cucurbitae (melon fly) is the source of this 1207-nucleotide messenger RNA. RefSeq names its product holocytochrome c-type synthase (gene Cchl). The transcript has 3 exons. Gene Ontology annotation, biological process: cytochrome c-heme linkage. Lineage: Eukaryota; Metazoa; Arthropoda; Insecta; Diptera; Tephritidae. Gene Ontology annotation, cellular component: mitochondrion. Gene Ontology annotation, molecular function: holocytochrome-c synthase activity. The record is from RefSeq and is a predicted model, not a curated record. Bases 202 to 1056 code for a protein of 284 amino acids.
GUCAAAUUCAGCUGUCAAAUGUGUAUAUCAUAACCUUAAAGCCUAAAAUAACAUAAUUAGUACCCGUAGAUUUUGACUACCCCUCGUGGGGAAAGAAUUUUUGUAACAAAAUUACAUAAAUUGCAAGACGUGUAAACUCGACGCGUUCCUUAAAUUACAUUGAUUCCAAACAUAAAUUUGCAAUUCUCUUAAAUAUUAAUAAUGGGUAACACAAUCACCAGCGUCCGUAUGGAGGCAGCACCACAAAUGCCUAAAGAUCAUAUUCACGCCUCUGCCACGGGUGCUGCACCGCCACCAGAAUGUCCAAUGCACCAGAAAGGCGGUACAGUGCCACCACAACGGCAACAAGAAAAAUUUACCACCACUGCCACUGCACCAUCAGCAUCCGAGUGUCCGGUACAACAUGGUCAAAGUGAUAUUAAUCCACUCAAUAUGAUGCCACCUGCCAAUCAACAACCUGCACCAGAUCAACCCUUUUCGCUGUCCACAGAUCGUCAAACAUCGAGCAUACCGAAAGUGACAGAAGAUGGUACCCAGCAGUUUUGGCAAUAUCCAAGUCAGCAAAUGUUCUGGAACGCAAUGUUAAGGAAAGGUUGGCGUUGGAAGAAUGAAGAUAUUUCACAGAAAGAUAUGGGUGACAUUAUUUUCAUUCACAAUGCCAACAAUGAGCAAGCCUGGAAGGAAGUACUUAAGUGGGAAGCAUUACAUGCUAAGGAGUGUGGCAAUCCACGUUUAAAGAGUUUUGGUGGUAAAGCUGCCGACUACAGUCCCCGUGCGCGCAUACGCAGCUGGCUCGGCUAUGAAUUACCGUUCGAUCGUCAUGACUGGAUCGUUGAUCGUUGUGGUAAGGAUGUGCGUUACGUUAUUGAUUACUACGAUGGCGGCAUUGUUGACAAGGAUUAUAAAUUUGCUAUACUCGACGUACGUCCUGCAAUGGAUUCACUCGACAAUAUGUGGGACCGCAUGAGAGUCGCCUAUAUGCGUUGGAAGUAUACAGCUUUGGACUCGAUAAAGGGCAAUCAGGCUGAAGCUAGUAGUGGCAAAGUUGAUCACUAAACUGAAGUGUCAUUGUCUCGUAUAUCUCGUAUUUGAAUGCAGGCGAUAUUUUAAUUUAUUUCAAACCUACUGGACUAACCUUUAAUAACUAUGUACAUACUAUAUAUUUAACUGAUAGGAUAUUCUAAUAAACUUUACGAAAACAAAAAAA